AAGUCGAGAGAAAUAAAAAUGCCGCGGCUAAAUUUAUUCAUAUGGUUGCUUCUGAAUGGAUUUGUAUCAACUAAGAGAAGACUAAGCUCAGAAAUCAAUGAUACUCAACAUGCUAGAAAAACAAAUGAUGGUACCAUUUCAGCAGAUAAAUUAGGCCUAAAGUCUGAUCACCCAUACUAUAUACAAUCUGUUAGUUAUCAUCAGAAGACACCGAUAGAAUUUACUAAGUCGAACCGGGUGAUAAUUCCAGCUGACAAUACUCUG
Messenger RNA from Trichobilharzia szidati, 264 nucleotides. The record is from the annotation of a GenBank genome assembly. NCBI's taxonomy places the organism in Eukaryota, Metazoa, Platyhelminthes, Trematoda, Strigeidida, Schistosomatidae.